Molecule: messenger RNA, 861 nt
Organism: Exophiala spinifera
Lineage: Eukaryota; Fungi; Ascomycota; Eurotiomycetes; Chaetothyriales; Herpotrichiellaceae
Exons: 2
Coding region: 1-861 (286 amino acids)
Cellular component (GO): endoplasmic reticulum; plasma membrane
Source: RefSeq, a predicted model, not a curated record
AUGUCUGCUUCAGGAAAUCCCGGAACAGACGUCCACUCGAUUACAGAGCUCAGACAAUAUCUUCCGGACUCGGGAACCAAUUUCUUAUGGGGAAUCACCGGCGUCUUCCUGCUUGUAUUUCUCAUCGUUCUGAUAUUCUGUUUCACCGCUCCCGAAAGUGAUCGAGUAUUCCACUAUCUCUAUGUUAUUUGCCUCCUGGUUGGAGCCGUCACAUACUUUGCUCAGGCUUCCAACUACGGAUGGGUGAUAGUCGGCUCUUUUGACGAGACAUCGAGCCAAUACAGUCAAUCGCAACUCUUUUUCUGGGCGAAAUACGUCUAUUGGACUGUUGCGUGGCCGUCUGUCUCGCUGAGCCUGGGCCUCCUGUCUGGUUUGUCCUGGGUAACUAUGCUCACCAACUUGGCCAUCUCGUGGAUCUGGGUUAUCUGCUACCUGGCUGGAGCUUUUGUUGAAGACAACUACAAAUGGGGCUUUUUCGGUUUCGGUACUUUUUCAUGGCUUAUUUUGACGAUGAGUACCCUCAAUGAAGGACGCGAGGCAGCCCAGCGGGGAGGCAUUCAACGUGACUACUUGCUACUGGCUUCCUGGUCAAGCUUGAUAUGGGUGUGCUAUCCGGUAGCAUACGCUCUAUCUGACGCCAGCAGUACCAUGGACACUAUGGGCGGUGUCAUCUUCUUUGGAAUCCUUGAUGUCCUGAUGGUUCCUGUCAUGUCUCUAGCUUUUCUCACACUAGGCAGAGGAUGGAAUUUCCAGAAGUUGCACUUGGCAGUCAGCGCAGAGCGGUACAACCAGGAGCGGAAUCAGCUGAAUGAUGACUCAAAGACAUCUGGAGUUGGCGGGUUACAGAGCUCAACAACUUGA